AUGCAUAUUGGAAAGACCCUCGCACUCUUCUGCCUUAGCCCCGGGGCUCUUUCAUACGUGAUCACCGCCUAUCGGAACGACGACUGCUCUGGCGAGUCUAAGAGGGUCAAUGUGUGGGACAACACAUGCAGAGAUACCAACAUCUUUGCGACCAAGUCCAUUCGAGUCGAAACGUACGGAGGUCGUCACCAGAAAGCCACCUUUUUCACAAACAACGGAUGCGGUGCUGCUGUGAGCGCAAGGUAUGCUUGGUGGGCAGAUGGGGGAGACGGUUCCUUUAAGAAGGGCGCGUGCCUGAAAUUUGAUCGUGACAUUCAUGCCUACGGCUCCGUUUCGUCUUAG
Messenger RNA from Penicillium crustosum, 342 nucleotides. RefSeq lists its product as uncharacterized. NCBI's taxonomy places the organism in Eukaryota, Fungi, Ascomycota, Eurotiomycetes, Eurotiales, Aspergillaceae. The coding region runs from base 1 to 342 and encodes 113 amino acids. The record is from RefSeq and is a predicted model, not a curated record. The transcript has a single exon.